Messenger RNA from Cavia porcellus (domestic guinea pig), 1851 nucleotides. Its product is annotated as interferon lambda-4-like. Lineage: Eukaryota; Metazoa; Chordata; Mammalia; Rodentia; Caviidae. The transcript has 6 exons. Gene Ontology annotation, molecular function: cytokine activity. The coding region runs from base 1 to 1065 and encodes 354 amino acids. The record is from RefSeq and is a predicted model, not a curated record. Gene Ontology annotation, biological process: cell surface receptor signaling pathway via JAK-STAT; innate immune response; positive regulation of immune response.
AUGCGCCUUGGUGAGGACAUGGAGAGGAAUGUGCUCUGUGGCUUUGGCUCCUCUGUCCUGGGCUCUGUGCUCUGGUUCUGGUCUCUGUCUGGCAGCGGCAGCAGCAGCAGCCGCUUCCACUGCGAGCAGCUGGAGGCCACCCUGGUGCAUAAAAGCCACCAUGGCUGGUUCAGCUACCACUACCAAAGGCCUACCUCACUCUGCACCCUCCUGUGGACAGGGGUGGCCAGGCUCUGCAGCAGAGCCACUCACCCAGGGGACACUGCAGGAGCAGAGAUGGAGCCUAGCAGCAGAGCCACAGUGGCCACAGGGCUGGGGGUCAUGUGCAUGCUCGCAGUGGCUGCGGAGCUCAGCGUGGCUGAAGACCAAGGUGUGGUGGCACCCAGGCACUGCCUGCUGUCACACUAUCGCUCCCUGGACCCCAGAGCACUGGCGGCAGUCAAGGCGCUGAGGGACAGCUAUGGGCAGGAGACGCUGAGCUGGUGGCCGCGCAACUGCUCGGGGCGCGCUGCGCGGGAUCGGCCAAGGCCCUCGGUGAGGCGGGCUCGGCGGGGAGGGAGGCGCGGCCGGCGCGGCCCCCGCUCACCGCUGUGGCCCUCACAGUCCUGCGCCUGGCUCCGCCGCGUGGCCCGGCGCAUCGCCAACGCCCGGGACGUGCUGAGCAGCCUGCGCAGCCGGGAGCGCUUCCCCGGCGCCGGCCCGACGCUCGAGCUGCUGGAGGCCGCCGGCAGGGACGUGGCGGCCUGCGUGAGUGACGGCCGCGCCCGCGACUGCGCCCCCGGGAGGGAGCGGGACACGCGUGACUCCCAUGCGGGGGCCGCCCGAUGCGGGGCCGCGGUCGGGAGGGGAACGGCGGCUCCGGGCUCCUGCUUGACCGCUCGUCCCUCGCAGCUACAGCCGGCGCGGCCGGGCUCCAGGAGGAGGUCCCCGCGGCCCGCGAGGAGGCCACCCGAGCGGCGGCGGGCGGACUCGCCUCGCUGCCACGAGGCCUCUGCCAUCUUCCACCUGCUGCGCCUGCUCACGCGAGACCUCAGGCUGGCCGCGACCUCGGGGCGCUGCGUCUGACCGCUGCGGGGUUCGCGGGACUCGCGCUCUCCACGCCAUUGGCUGCAGCUCACCGGACGGACGUGUCUCUCAGCCAAUGGACGCCGAGGUUCGAGCGAGUCUCUGCCACAAUUGGCCGGACCUUGAAGCACUCGUGCUGGGCAGAAAUAGCGAGCGGUUUCCCAAGGCAGAGACCUUGUUGCCGGGAAGCGGUGCGCCUUGCUUGGGAUGAGUUGCCACAAGCUCUGCCAGCUCCGCGUGGAGGAAGUGACUUGAGCUCUGGGCGCGACCGUGGCUGACUACCUACUAGAGAACCAACCCCUGCUUCCCGGAAUCUUCACCUUCUGCUGCGCGUCCCAACCGCUGGUUUGAACUGUGCAGGACUCCCCUAAGAGUCUGUGAAUCCACUCCUUUGGAGAUAGACCCAAGGGACCCAAUUUCCUAGGCGACGAGGGAGUGAAAUGCCAAACUAGCCUUCAGCUGCUGUCUUUGGAUCCUGUUACGUGUGUGCUGCUCACAUGGGUGAAACUCCAUGCAUAUUUCUUAUGCUGACUGCUGGUGUUAAUAUAUCACCGCUAUUAAAUACUGUCCCAUUUGCCUUGGGGUUUUCUGUACCAUGAUUUGAGGUGCACUGUACAGCAAAAAGGGCAGAACCAGAGAAUUGGUGACUGUGUUGCAAUUCUGACCUGCUGUUUACCACAGUGUAGCGCGACCAAUAAAUGCUCCCAGAAACUCGGUCUCCUCGUCUAUAAGACAGAGGAGGGAGGGUAUUCUACUUUCCUAAUAAAUCAACAAGUCACUGCAUUA